Molecule: messenger RNA, 360 nt
Organism: Oryza sativa Japonica Group (Japanese rice)
Lineage: Eukaryota; Viridiplantae; Streptophyta; Magnoliopsida; Poales; Poaceae
Source: the annotation of a RefSeq genome assembly
AUGACCAGAGUUCCGCGAGGAUAUAUAGCUCGGAGACGACGGGCAAAAAUGCGUUCAUUUGCCUCAAACUUUAGAGGGGCUCAUUUAAGACUUAAUCGAAUGAUUACUCAACAGGUAAGAAGAGCGUUUGUUUCCUCUCAUCGAGAUAGAGUCAGGCAAAAGAGGGAUUUUCGGCGUUUGUGGAUCAGUCGGAUAAACGCAGCAACGCGGAUACAUAAAGUAUUCGAUAAUUAUAGUAAAUUAAUACACAAUCUUUACAAGAAAGAAUUGAUUCUUAAUCGUAAAAUCCUUGCACAAGUAGCUGUAUUAAAUUCAAAUAAUCUUUACACGAUUUCCAAUAAAAUAAAGAUUAUCAAUUAA